Molecule: messenger RNA, 1548 nt
Organism: Ochotona curzoniae (black-lipped pika)
Lineage: Eukaryota; Metazoa; Chordata; Mammalia; Lagomorpha; Ochotonidae
Gene: FOXN4
Product: forkhead box N4
Exons: 9
Coding region: 1-1548 (515 amino acids)
Biological process (GO): regulation of transcription by RNA polymerase II
Molecular function (GO): transcription cis-regulatory region binding; DNA-binding transcription factor activity, RNA polymerase II-specific
Source: RefSeq, a predicted model, not a curated record
AUGUCUGGAAUCAUUGGAAGCUCAGAGCCAGGCCACCACCCCUCUCCACAGGACUACAGGCUCCUGGCACCCACCAGCCAUGAAGACCUCCCCGGGGACCUGCAGUCACUGUCAUGGCUCACGGCUGUGGACGUGCCUCGGCUACAGCAGAUGACAAGCAAUCGCAUGGACCUGGGCGGCCCUGGGGUGCCACAUCCACACAUAGGUGCCCUGGCCGGGUCAGCUGACCUGCAUGUGGGAGCCAGCCCAAGUCCCCUGCUCCAUGGUCCAGCUGGCAUGGCUCCCCAAGGCUUGCUGGGUCUGGGCCCCAUAGCCAGCCAUGGAGUCAGCCAGAUAAGCCAGCUCCCUGCAGGUGGCCAGCCCUCAUCCAGCCUGCAGGAUGCAGCCCAGCUAUACCCAGCAGCCACCCAGCCACCAUUCCCGCUUCUGCCCCCAUCAGGGGCCCAGCAGUGCCCUCCUGGGGGCCUCUAUGGCUCCCCAUUUGGGGUGCGGCCUCCCUACCCCCAGCCCCACAUGGCUGUGCUGCCAGCUCAGGAACUGCGCCCCAAGCACUACCCCAAACCCAUCUACUCAUACAGCUGUCUCAUCGCCAUGGCCCUAAAGAACAGCAAGACGGGCAGCCUGCCUGUAAGUGAGAUCUACAGCUUCAUGAAGGAGCACUUUCCCUAUUUCAAGACAGCUCCCGACGGCUGGAAGAACUCGGUGCGGCACAACCUGUCCCUGAACAAGUGCUUCGAGAAGGUGGAGAACAAGACGAGCGGCUCGUCGCGCAAGGGCUGCCUGUGGGCCCUGAACCUGGCGCGCAUCGACAAGAUGGAGGAGGAGAUGCACAAGUGUAAGAGGAAGGACCUUGCCGCCAUCCACCGCAGCAUGGCCAACCCGGAGGAGCUGGACAAGCUGAUCUCAGACCGACCGGAAAGCUGCAGGCGUCCCGGCAAACCUGGAGAGCCCCAGGUCCCCUUGCUGCUGUGCCCCACCUCAGUGACAGUGACCACAGCAACCCCUGGAUGUCUGGCCGUCUCCCAGCUCCCUCCUCAGCCACCGAGGACCCUGUCCCUGCAAUCGGCCCCCCUGAACCACCAGCUCCAGCCCCGAGGCCAUCUUGCCCCAGACUCUCCAGCACCAGCCCAGACCCCACCCUUACAUGCCAUGCCAGACCUGAGCCCCAGGCCUCUCCCUCACCCCGUCGUGGGCAGGGCCCCCGUGGACUUCGGCAGCAUUGGAGCUGACAUGAGCACCGAGGUGGAUGCCCUGGACCCCAGCAUCGUGGACUUCGCUCUGCAGGGCAACCUCUGGGAGGAGAUGGAAGAAGAUGGCUUCAGCUUGGAUACCCUGGGGGCCUUCGGAGACUCCCCACUUGGCUGUGACCCAGGGGCCGCGGGCCUGACCCCUGUCUCUGGGGGCAAUGACAAAGCCUUCCCAGACGUGCGGGUGACAGGUCUGUACGCCACCACCUACUCUGGCCCGGAUGGUGUGGCUGUGUCAGGCGCUGCCUCUUCUGCUCAGUACCUAGGAGCUCCAGGGAAUAAGCCCAUUGCCCUGCUGUAA